Messenger RNA from Drosophila montana, 2040 nucleotides. RefSeq names its product Adenosine kinase 3 (gene Adk3). The coding region runs from base 508 to 1614 and encodes 368 amino acids. Lineage: Eukaryota; Metazoa; Arthropoda; Insecta; Diptera; Drosophilidae. Gene Ontology annotation, molecular function: adenosine kinase activity. The record is from RefSeq and is a predicted model, not a curated record. Gene Ontology annotation, biological process: purine nucleobase metabolic process; purine ribonucleoside salvage. Gene Ontology annotation, cellular component: cytosol; nucleus. The transcript has 3 exons.
UGAGUUAUAAUCGCGCGCAAUUAAGUUCAUAAUAGAGCAAUUUAACGCAUACCUGAUAUUUGAAUGUGAGCUUUUAAAGCUUGACAAGGUGACCGCUUCAAAGAGUCAUUGUACAACACCGUGCUACCAAAACUGAAAGCUUUGUGAUGUAACAGGCAGCACGCAAAGGGAAAGAAGUCGAAGAAACAGAACCAAAAACAGUCUAAAAAUAUGACAAAACAACAACAACAAAAACAAUGAAACGGUAAGAAAAACGAAGUUUAAGUUUGUUUGUGAAGCGGAGCAGAGGGAAACGAAACUAAUUGCUCAGCAUGGGAAUCAAAGCGCCGAGAUAAAUACAACAAGCGAAACCGGCUCGGGCAUUCAGUUUGUCGCUGGCUGACGGAACUAACGGACCCGCCAGAGCAACGGACAACGCAUUCGCUUGGAACUAGAGCGCGGCUGUAAAGAUCAACGUCAUCGCGGGGGAAAUUCAACGAGAGUCGACGUUUAUUGAAUUGGAAUACAAUGGAGUACCUGCAGUAUGCCUAUGAGAAAAUAUUCGGAGCUGAUGCGACGUCGUCAGACAAGACGCAGGGCACCUAUCAGACGCCACGCAAAGUGGUUUGCUUUGGCAACGUGCUGCUGGAUCGCAUUGUUAAGCUGGAGGAGCCGGAGCUGCUGCAGCGCUACGAGCUGAAGCUGGGCUCCAAGGGCGAAAUGGAUCUGGAGCAGCUGAGCAACAUGGCCACCGAGGCAGCCAGCAGCGGCUCCGCCUGCCUGAGCAAUCCGGGUGGCUCGGCCCUGAACACGGUGCGCAUCUUGAAGCAACUGGGCACGGAUGCGCAGUUCUUUGGUGCCAUUGGCGCCGAUAAGCACGGCGAGCUGCUGCACUCCAUAUUGCUGGAGCGCGGCAUUGAGGCGCGCCUGCAGAUCGUCGAGGAUGUGCACACGGGCCAGUGUGUGUGCCUCAUGCACAACGAUAAUCCGACGCUGUACGCCAACGUCGGCGCCUCGGCGCACUUCUCGCUCGAGGAGCUGAAACGUGCCGCCAGCGAUGACACCCAAAGCUUUCUGCGACCCAUCGAACGCAAGCAAAUCCUCUAUAUUGAGGGCUUCUUUUUGCCGCAACGAUUCGAGGUCGUCGAUUAUAUACAGGUGCAUCUGGUGCGGGAGCGUCGCUACUUGGCGCUGAAUCUCAGCGCUCCGUACAUCGUGCGCCAGCACUCGGACAAGAUGCUGGAGCUGGCGCAGCGUGCCCUCUUCAUAUUUGGCAAUCGCCAGGAAUUCGAGGAGCUGGCCAAGACAGCUGGCUGCAAGACAGUCGAUCAGCUUGCAAUGCAACUGCUGCAGUCCGGCAGCCAGCCCAAGAUCAUACUCAUCACCAACGGCGCGGCGGGCGUGCAGCUGGCCACCAACUAUGUGGCAGAGCUCUCCCCGCCCGGCGAUCUCAGAUUCGAGGAUUACCGAGCACAGCGCGCCGAUCAGCUGGUGGAUGCGACGGGCGCCGGCGACGCCUUUGUCGCCGGCUUUCUGCACGCCUGGCUGGAGAAGCGUUCGCUGAGCGAAUGUGUGCGCCUGGCCAGCAAUGUCGCCGCCAAGGUGGUCACACAGGUGGGCUGCAACUUGCCUUAGCCUGACGUCGCCUUGGUCUUUGGUCAAACAAAGAUUUCGUUGACUCAGCGAGCGCGCACAGUGACACCAAAGUAGACCUUUAUUACACGAAUCUUACACCAUAUAUAUAUUGCAUAUAUAUGUUUCUGUACUUAGUUCCUUAUGAGACAAUGCACUUAGUGAGUUAACUAUUUGCGCUCUGACUGUGCUUAAACAAUGAGAAAAUAUUUACAAAUAUAUAUAUUUAAUAAUAAAUGUUUUCAUAUCGAACAAAGAGCUGGCAAUUUUAUAUAACCACAAAUAUCCAUCGCAAUGCUUUUGUUGCAUAUACAAAUAUAUUUUACCCAAUACUUUAUAUAUGUAUACUAUAAAUAUAUCAUUAUAUCAAUAACAAGGCUUAGGGCACACUCAAUUCCUUGCUAGAAUAAAUAUUUAUAUAAAUAUUAA